CAUUCCCACUUCUAGAAAAUUCUCUCUCGGGCUAUAUAGAGCAGGAGAGUGUGCUACAGUUACACAAUCCUCAGGACACAACUCAGAAGAGAAACCCUGCGACUCUGUGCCAGAAUGAAAAUCGCAGACAUCAAAACAACUCAAGGCUGCUACAGCUGCUUUUGGAGACAGACAGGAUGUGGAUGACCAACGUUGUUGCUCUUUGUCUGCUGGCCCUUGUGGCCUCUGCAGAGGACAAGAAGCUGAGCAGCCAUGCCACCACGCUGGCUGACAACAGCGCCAACCUGGCUUUUAGCCUCUACCACAACAUGGCAAAGGAGAAAGACACAGAGAACAUCCUCAUCUCUCCUGUGGUGGUGGCCUCCUCUCUGGGGAUGGUGGCUCUUGGUGGAAAGGCCUCCACUGCCUCCCAGGUCAAGACCGUCCUGAGUGCUGACAAACUGAAGGAUGAGCAUCUGCACUCAGGGUUGUCUGAGCUGCUUUCUGAGGUGAGCAACGCCAAGACACGCAAUACUACCUGGAAGAUCAACAACCGCCUCUACGGCCCCAGCUCCGUCUCCUUCGCUGACGAUUUUGUGAAAAGCAGCAAGAAGCACUACAACUACGACCAUUCGAAAAUAAACUUCAGGGACAAGAGGAGCGCCGUGAACUCCAUCAAUGAAUGGGCGGCGAAGUCAACAGAUGGCAAACUGCCUGAGAUCACCAAGGACGUGCAGAACCCAGAUGGAGCCAUGAUUGUCAAUGCCAUGUUCUUCAAACCUCACUGGGAUGAGAAGUUCCAUGAUAAAAUGGUGGACAACCGAGGCUUCCUGGUUACUCGCUCAUUCACCGUUGGAGUUCCCAUGAUGCAUCGCACAGGUCUGUAUGACUUCUAUGAGGACACAGCGAACCGCAUCUUUGUGCUGAACAUGCCUCUGGGCAAGAAGCAGGCCUCCAUGAUCCUCAUCAUGCCCUACCAUCUGGAGCCCCUGGAGCGCCUGGAGAAACUCCUGACCAGGAAGCAGGUGGACACUUGGCUCAGCAAGAUGGAGAGCAAACCUGUGGCCAUCUCUCUUCCUAAAAUCUCUGUGGAAGUCAGCCACAAUCUGCAGAAACACCUGGCUGAGCUCGGCCUGACCGAGGCUGUGGACAAAGCCAAGGCUGACCUGUCCAACAUCUCUGGAAAGAAGGACCUCUACCUCUCCAACGUCUUCCACGCGUCGGCCCUGGAGUUGGACGUGGAGGGAAAUCCGUUCGACACCAACAUCUUCGGCACCGAAAAGCUGAGGAACCCCAAACUUUUCUACGUAGAUCACCCCUUCUUUUUCCUGGUGAAGGACAACAAGACCAACUCCAUCCUUUACAUUGGCAGAGUGGUUAGACCCAAAGGAGAUAAGAUGCGUGAUGAGCUAUAAUGUUAAUGUUGUGAAUCACUUUGGGUAGCUUUGUGAAAUUAUGUCAGGAUCCUGUGUGUUCAUUUUGGUAUUACUGUUCCUCAUGAGCACAUUCCAAUAGACAAUCUGUGGACUGAAAAUCUGAGCUUACUGUUUUUAGACACACUACACCUUCCCAGGGAACAAUUUUGUAUGUUUAAGCCUCAGCGUUAAGCCCCCUUGGAUUGAAUUAUGUCCUUAAUCACACAGAAAAACACAAAUAUUUACCUCAUUUGAGAUUUCCAUAAACAAAAAGCAGUUGGCACAGCAGACAACAUGCUUAUAUUAAGUAUGAUCUCUUUUUCUUUACAUUCUAUUUUUGCCAUUGUGGUUCGGCCAUGAUUAAUGUGCUCUUCUUGCAGUAUCUUUAAUGUUUAAAGAAAAAAAGAUCUUUGCACAAGCUUGUUUUACAGAUCUGUCUCACUCCCUCCCUUAUUUUGCCUCCAGUCUGCACUGCACUGAAUUGUUCGUCUACACAAGCUGAGUUUGCAGUGGAAAGGUGGCAAACGUCUGGAGCUUAAUUUAUGUCCACUUGCCAACCAUACUGUUGUUGCUGCAGGUAUUUUCCACAAAGAAGCUGUUGGAAUUCUGUGAUUAUGAAAUCAUGUGUUCAUUUUCCAAUAAAAAUAAAGGAAAUGUU
Molecule: messenger RNA, 2052 nt
Organism: Seriola dumerili (greater amberjack)
Lineage: Eukaryota; Metazoa; Chordata; Actinopteri; Carangiformes; Carangidae
Gene: serpinh1b
Product: serpin H1-like
Exons: 8
Coding region: 177-1394 (405 amino acids)
Biological process (GO): negative regulation of endopeptidase activity; collagen fibril organization
Cellular component (GO): endoplasmic reticulum
Molecular function (GO): serine-type endopeptidase inhibitor activity
Source: RefSeq, a predicted model, not a curated record